Messenger RNA from Dicentrarchus labrax (European seabass), 3540 nucleotides. Its product is annotated as olfactory receptor 13C2-like. Gene Ontology annotation, molecular function: olfactory receptor activity; G protein-coupled receptor activity. The coding region runs from base 144 to 1070 and encodes 308 amino acids. NCBI's taxonomy places the organism in Eukaryota, Metazoa, Chordata, Actinopteri, Moronidae. Gene Ontology annotation, biological process: G protein-coupled receptor signaling pathway. The record is from RefSeq and is a predicted model, not a curated record. Gene Ontology annotation, cellular component: membrane. The transcript has a single exon.
GGUCAGGUACCUUUGAAUGAGUUGUCAAUGUUGUUGGGGUAAUCAUUAUAACAAGACUUUUUUUCAUUCUUUUUUAAUUAUUAUUCUAAUAAUCUGUUUGUGUAAUCUGUUUUAUUAUUUUACAUUUAUUUUAGACAACAAUAAUGGAUUACACGUUGAAUGUAACAUAUAUAACUCUUAGUGGGCUUGUAGAAGUGCACAAAUACAGAUUUGUUUAUUUUUUGGUUUUGUUUACAGUAUACAUUUUAAUAAUUUGCAGUAAUUCUACAGUUCUGUACCUUAUCUGUAUCCACAAAAACCUCCACGAGCCUAUGUACAUUUUCAUUGCAGCUUUGCUACUGAACUGUGUUUUUUACAGCACUUCUAUUUACCCAAAGCUUCUGAUAGAUGUUUUAUCUGAAAAACAGAUCAUAUCAUAUCCAGUCUGUCUCUUUCAAUUUUUCAUGUUUUACUACACUGGCAGUUCAGAGUUCUUACUGUUGUCAGCCAUGUCCUAUGACAGGUAUGUGUCUAUAUGUAAACCUCUGCAGUAUCCAACCAUCAUGACAAAAACUACAGUGAGUAUUUUCCUGGUUUUAUCUUGGCUUGUACCUGCUUGUCAUAUUGCAAUCCUAGCAAUACUGAGUGCUGAAACUAAACUGUGUAACUUUACUUUAAAAGCAAUAUUUUGUAACAAUGCAAUUUACAGACUCCAGUGUGUACAAUCAAAAGUAAUUACUAUACAGGGUGUGGUUGCUUUAUUAGAUCUUGUAAUUCUCCCCAUGCUUUUCAUAAUUUGUACAUACACAAGGAUACUUAUAUCAUCUUACCGAAGUUGUAGAGAAGUCAGGAAAAAAGCAGCAGAGACCUGUUUACCCCAUUUGUUGGUUUUAAUCAGUUUCUCCUGUUUAAGUGCAUAUGAUGUCAGUAUAGCUCGGGUGGAAUCAAAUCUUCCAAAAACGGCACGAUUAAUAAUGAUGUUACAAAUAGUUUUAUAUCAUCCUUUGUUUAACCCACUUAUAUAUGGCUUCAAAAUGAAAGAAAUUUCGAAACACCUCAAAAGGUUGUUCCGUCCAGCCAAAAUAAUUUGAUGUAAUAACACUGAUUUAUAAGGUACAGUCAUUUCUUCAGAAAUUAUUAUGCAGACAGGUCAAUUCUGUGUGUAAAGUGUUUAAUGAACGCACUUAUUUUCAUAAAAAUUAGUUUGUAUAUGAAAAGGAAUAAUAUGGUUUUACUUACCAACUUACCAACCAACCAUUUUUACUAGCUACGUAUCUGCUUACCUGUAAAUGAUCCUAUACCUGAUGUCAUAUUGUGUUUGUAUUUUCACUUUCAAACUUUGCCAUUUAAAAGUCAAAUGCCAACUGUACUUGACUGUUCAAGGAAAUGAUACUGUUAAGCAUUUAAAGUAAGAUAAAGUAAGUUUGUAAUAUAAUAAAUUAUAUUAAUGCAGAUGGCUACUGUGUUAAAACAGCACUGACAGUGUGGACAUGCCUGUGUUCCAUGUGUGAACAUGUGCACUUGUAACAAUGAUAAUUUGUCUUCCACUGCUACACACGCAAACUCGGGAAAAAGUCAUUAUUUUUGUCACAGCUCUAAUGUUCCUUAUUUACUGGCACUAUCACUAAAACCUCUGACCAUCACAGUCAAAAUAGAAGGAGAAGAAAACAGUAUAACAAGAUAUUUGCCAGGAACAAUGGCAAGGCAAAGCUUUGAACUUUGUUUGAAAGCCUUGUGUUCAAACCAUUGAAGUGAUCUAAUCUACUGGAAAUAAGGAAGUGGAUAAGAUUUUCUAAAUCUUGCUUGGACUUCCCCUGAUUCUAGCAACAUAUUUUGGAUGGUAGCAAACAAAUUAAGUGACAGAUAAGAUGAGACCAAGAUGACUCCAACAUUUCUGGCUUGACUCUUAGAGAUGAGAGACAGGGAAUUAAGGUGAGAGUCGAUAUUCUCUUUAUAUCUGUGCUCCAAAGACAGUUAUCUCUUUCUUUUUCUCUAGUAUAAGUGAUAAGUGAAAUGUAGAUUUAGGUGCAUAAUUAUGGUAAAUUACUUUAUAAUUUUGAAUAAUUUGCCCUAAAGGCAAAUUAUAGGAUUAAACAAGAGAGGUCCUAAGAUGUGGAACCCCACAACAGUUACUGGAUACUAAGUUCUUUCUGUCAUGAAAGUAUGACUUGAACAACUUAAAUGGUUACCUUCCGAUUAGGGAACGACCCGCUCUGCCUCUGGGCCACAGCUGCCCCAGGACAGUUUCAGAGAGUCCCACCCAGUUUUCCAAUCUCAGCAACAGAAUUUUAUGGUCCACUUUGUCAAAAGAUACGAUCUAACGAUACCAAGACAAAGACUUUGCCAAAGUCGUUGUUCAAGCAAAUGUAAUUUAGCACCUAGUGCAGUGAUGGGGCCGAAAUCCUGACAAAAAGUUAUCAACUGUAAAAAAUGACUAUGUUAUUAUUGAAGAACUUUUUGAAUGACUUUAGCUAAAACCAAUAAGUUUGAUAUAGGCUGAUGGUUACUCAGAACUGUGGCAUAAAGAUUGUUCUUUAGAAGAGGCUUAAUAACUUGCCUGCCUGUCAGCCAGGUCUCGUCCCUGGAAUUUCCUCUACAUGGAUUCAUUCUCCCCUAUUUCAAAUCUUAUCUGUCAAGUGCCUACAUUUGAGUUCAACCUUCAGUUCAGGGGUAGUAGUAUAGGGAACAAACUUCAAACUGGGGCUGUGCAGGAUGGCUGGCUUUAUUGUUGGCUUGUGGAGAUGUGUCCCUUGCUCUGGACUCCCCAUUACACAUUACAAUCUGUCACAAUAAAUAACAUUGUGUAACUUAGUGAGUCCUGUCUCCUUUAGUGUGUGUAAAGUGGAUUGUGACACUGACAGAUAUAUGAUUUGCUGUCAUUAGUCUGUAAAUUCAGCAUUCAGGUUUGAGUUGUGGUGAUUGUUUCAUGUACUUACCAUGAGUAACAAACAUAACCUAUCUAUGUGUUUAAAUAGAGACACAGUCACGCAGUUGUUUAGGAGUGGCCUUCCAAAAUUGCUGUACACAGUUUUCGAAAUGCAGAGGUCCAAAAACUUAAUUUGCAAGUGGCAUGCAUCAAAGUAGUUUUUUUUAAACAAUUAUCUCACAACUUUUAUCGUAUACCCCUGGUGAUAUACUGGUGACUAUAGUGAUGAGUAUGGCCAUGAUCACCAGAGGUGGUGGUACUUAAUAAGUAGCAAAGGUACUCAUUGGCAAAUAUCAGUGCUGGUACUCAGUACUGCCCAUUUCAGGCACACGCUCAUGUAAACAAAGUUUAAAACCUGUUGAUUCAGGCCUCCAGAGUUUGAUGAAGUUGUUCACAUAGCAGUUCUUUGUGGAGGAGUUAAUGAGAUCCAUGGAGGGUGAAGAAGUCUCUUCUCUCCGUUUAUUUAAUUUCUUAUUUAUUUUAAUAGUUUAAUUUGUGACAUUCUUCAUGGAUGAUGAACUUAAUGUAACAUACAUAACUCUUGAUGGGUAUGUGGAAGUGGACAAAUACAGAUAUUUGUAUGUUUUCAUUAUGUUUACAGUAUAUAUUCUAAUAAACGUGAAAUUGACCCUUGA